AUGUCAGGCAGAGGAAAAGGAGGAAAAGGUCUAGGAAAAGGUGGCGCUAAAAGACACAGAAAGAUUCUCAGAGAUAACAUUCAAGGUAUUACCAAGCCAGCCAUCAGAAGACUUGCUAGAAGAGGUGGUGUCAAGAGAAUCUCUGCUUUGAUUUAUGAAGAAGUGAGAGCUGUGCUCAAGUCUUUCCUAGAGAAUGUGAUCAGAGACGCUGUUACUUACACUGAGCACGCCAAGAGAAAGACUGUCACCUCUUUGGACGUCGUUUACGCUUUGAAGAGACAGGGUAGAACCUUGUACGGUUUCGGUGGUUAA
Ogataea haglerorum is the source of this 312-nucleotide messenger RNA. RefSeq lists its product as uncharacterized. The coding region runs from base 1 to 312 and encodes 103 amino acids. Gene Ontology annotation, cellular component: nucleosome. Gene Ontology annotation, molecular function: structural constituent of chromatin; protein heterodimerization activity; DNA binding. The transcript has a single exon. Gene Ontology annotation, biological process: nucleosome assembly. Lineage: Eukaryota; Fungi; Ascomycota; Pichiomycetes; Pichiales; Pichiaceae. The record is from RefSeq and is a predicted model, not a curated record.